CGUCAUUUCUCAAAUAAAACAAUAUAAAAAGACAGGAUUUCUCGUCUCAAAAAAAAAAAAUUAUCAAAUAAUACUAAAUCAAAAUGAAUCCUUCAAGAACUGAUGCUAAGAAAGACCAAUUCGUCGGUGGCGCUAAGCAAAACGUAGGCAGUGCUUUCGGUAACGAAUCUAUGGAAGCCAGAGGCAAGACCCAAAACACUGCUGGCCACGGUCAAGAAACUGCUGCCAAUGCUCAAGGCUACGUUAAGGGUGCUAUGGACCAAGCUGCUGGUGCCGUCAAGGGUGCUAUGAACUCUCUUACUGGUGACACUAGUGGUGAAACCAAGAACAAGAUGCAACAACACAAAGGCGAAGCUCAAAAGAACUUCAACUCUUAAAGAUACCUUUUUUAAUCAAUCUUUGUAACUCUACUUUUUUUCUCUUGUAAAUAAAAAAGAUAUUGUUGUGUUUAAUUUAAA
This is a messenger RNA of Gilbertella persicaria, 458 nucleotides long. RefSeq lists its product as uncharacterized. The transcript has a single exon. The coding region runs from base 84 to 377 and encodes 97 amino acids. The record is from RefSeq and is a predicted model, not a curated record. NCBI's taxonomy places the organism in Eukaryota, Fungi, Mucoromycota, Mucoromycetes, Mucorales, Choanephoraceae.